AUGAAUACAACAAAAGAAUUUUCAAUAUUUGUACUUCCAUCGCAACAGGAAACGAUCAUUGAUUAUACAUUUGAGAAAAUUAUUGAUUUUAAUACAACCAUCACUAUGCCAUCGAAUCAUACUGAUUUUUAUCGUUUGGUUAUACGAUGUUUCAGUUUAUAUGCACUUGUACUUGUUAUUAUUGGAACAUUAGGUAAUUUAUUAACAAUAAUUAUAUUAUGCCGUCAAAAUUUAAGACGUUAUGUUACAAUGAGAUAUUUAAUUGCUGUUAGUGUGUGUGAUAUUAUAGCAUUAUAUGGUUGGAAUUUAAAUAAUUUUUAUAAAUUUACAAUAAGUAGUACCAAUACUAAUUUAGAAGAAAUAUCUUUAGUACAUUGCCGAGUUGUAUCAUAUUUAGCAUUUGUUGGUUUACAAUUAUCAAGCUGGUGUUUAGCAGCUGUUAGUUUAGAUCGCUGUUUAAGUCUUUAUUUUCUAACAUGGAAACAAAACUGUGGUAAAUUAUCACGUACAAAAUAUCAUAUAGGUAUAUUAACGAUAUUUUGUUUACUAUUAAAUUCUCAUAUAUUAUUUUUAAAUGGUUAUCGUAAUGGUCCACCAAAUUAUGAAGUUAAAUGUUAUGCAACACGAACUAAUAAUUAUUAUAUAUUUCCUCAAUGGGAACGUGUUCAUUUAGUCGCGUAUAAUUUAUUUCCAUUCAUAAUAAUGCUAUCAUGUAAUAUCUAUAUAAUAUAUAUAACAAUUCGAUCGGCUCGUGUUCGUGCAAUAAGAAAACCGAGUACAUUUGGAACUAAUAUACGUUCAAAUGCAUCUCGUCAUCGACAAUUAUCAUUAAUGUUAAUGAUUGUAACAUUUGCAUUUGUAUUAUUAACACUACCAUCAUGUAUUUAUUUUGUUUUUUUUCGUCAUCGAAUGUCAACACAAAAAUAUUCUCGUAGUUUUCGUCAUAUGGUACAGAUAUGUUUAAAUAGUAUACAAUUUACAUCACAUGCAAUAAAUUUCUUUUUAUAUUGUUUUUCGGCAACGAAUUUUCGUAAUGAAUUACGUGAUUUUAUAACAGAAAUCUGUUUUUAUCGAUCAAAUGGAUUUAAAUUAAAUAAAUCAUCAACAACAACAAGAACAAUCAAAUUAACAACAUUUCGUAGAAAUAAUCGAAAUAAAAAGACAUUUAAUACUGAUUUCAUAUCGGAAUAUCAACAAACAGGACACCAAUAUCUAUUAAAAGAAGCACAAAUAACAUUAAAUAAUGAAGAUUUACAACAAAGUCGUAACUAUGAUGAUCGUAGCAUUUCGAAUAAUACAAGUUAA
Molecule: messenger RNA, 1305 nt
Organism: Rotaria sp. Silwood1
Lineage: Eukaryota; Metazoa; Rotifera; Eurotatoria; Philodinida; Philodinidae
Source: the annotation of a GenBank genome assembly